Molecule: messenger RNA, 960 nt
Organism: Peronospora belbahrii
Lineage: Eukaryota; Oomycota; Peronosporomycetes; Peronosporales; Peronosporaceae
Source: the annotation of a GenBank genome assembly
AUGAUGCUAAUGCAUGACGUAGAUGCAGCUUUACCAAACAAUAUACGUCAGUCAGAUGGGGUCGAUAUAGAUACUAUUUGUAAGCAGCAGCACAGGAACAACUGCAUUAAAAAUGUACCACGAGCACCGCCGUCUUUUAACAAGUGGCUUGCUGAGGCACUCGUCAAGGAGAAUGCCGCCUGUAAAAUUCAGCUUUUUCUCCGAUAUUGUCUUAAACAAUCAAGCAACACAUCAAUCAAAUGCACGGCUUCAACCGGGUCUUCCGUGGACACACUACCUGUACCAUUGGAGCUGGAUGACAACCAUUUGCAGUAUGAAGUUUUGCUUUGGUAUGGCUCUAGUCUUGGCUUCGUGGGCUUUGCAUCAAGUGAUAUUACAGGCUACCCUUGUGUUAAAACAGCCGAAGGCAAUAGCUCGUUGCCUGGGAUGUGGAAUCUACGUGAAGGCGAUUUCCUCAUAUCUAUCAACGAACGCAGCACGAAACGCAACGUUGCACCAUUUGAUGCAGUGAUGCAAAUCUUAGACAGUGGUGUAAGGCCGGCGGUGCUUCGGUUCCGUAGACCGGCGUCACAUGAGCUACAGAGCCAUUCGACUAGACCACGGCUAAUGUCCACGACCAUGCACUCAGAUAUGCAGCAGAAUCGAGAGCGGUUGGAACGGUCUCUGUGCUAUGUUAUUUGGCGAGAGGAAGAUGGUCCGCUUGGAAUCAGCUUGAAGCCAGAUAAUGCCAAGGCCUAUCCUGUAGUGACGGAUAUGAACAAGUACGGCGUGGCCGGCCGCGGUGAAAAGUAUGGCAAAGUGAGCGUGGGAGAUCAAUUACUGACAAUCAAUCAUUACGACGUUUUCCGACUGGGUUUCAAGAAGAUGUGCCAAGUCAUGCAGUUUGCUCCCAAACCACUUGUGCUCACGUUUCGUCGCACAUCACCGAAUCCGGUUGAGCCUCGCAGUCUUGACCUGUGA